This is a messenger RNA of Callorhinus ursinus (northern fur seal), 2563 nucleotides long. The record is from RefSeq and is a predicted model, not a curated record. NCBI's taxonomy places the organism in Eukaryota, Metazoa, Chordata, Mammalia, Carnivora, Otariidae.
AUGGUGACGGGCUGCUCCUCUCCGGGGCUCGGGAUCAGUCCGUCCGCAGGUCGGUCUGUGGGGCGCGGCCCCCUCCAAGCACAGGAGCGAGCAGAGAAGCAGAGCGGGCUGGCCGGGGAGGGGAGGCCGGGGACACAGGGAGAGAGCCCGACAGAGCCGGCGAGACGAGACUGGAGGCAGGGCGAGGCGAGAGGGGGGCCGCGGGCGGCCGCAGGGGCGGGUCGGAGCGCUGCUCCCCGCGCGGGACGGGGCGGCGCGACGGCGGCCCCUUUGUGGCGGCGCCUGGCCCGCGCCCCGCCCGCCGCGCGGGAGGACAAGCAGGCGCCCCGCUCCCGGCCCGGGGCCGCGCCGCCGCCCAGAGCAGCUGGGCCGCCCGCCGCCUUUCCGCCAGCUGCCCUCGGCCACGCCGCCAGGCCGCCGCGGCCGCACCGACGGCCAGGCCAGGCCCCCGCCCCCGCGCCGCACCCACGGCUAGACUUCGGCUCUUUGCAGAAACUAUCCCUUGCACAAAUCCAGUGGCUUCAGUGUGAGAAGCGAGCCUUUUACCAGCCCCACACCCAGGUGGGCUUCCACCCCAGGGCCAAGAUCGCCUCCUUUUGGAAGCCUUGCAAGAUUGCAGCAGUCCUCCCCCUCUCCCGCCCCCACCCAUUUCCUUCCUCCUUUCUACAUCCAACUGGCUUGCGUUUCCCCAGCCAGGUCCUUUAUAGAUCCCUGGCUCCCCUCCAAGGCCUCCAGGCUUUGGCAGCGUCGGAGAACGAAGACAUGGCCAGAGAACCUGACAGCGUGCUGAGAUGGGCAGCCCUGUUGGUGCUCGCCACCCUGGGCACAGCUGUGAUGGCGGCCACCAACCCCGGCGUCGUGGCCAGGAUCACCCAGAAAGGCCUGGACUAUGCCUGCCAGCAAGGAGUGGCCGUGCUGCAGAAGGAGCUGGAGAAGAUCAAGAUCCCGGACUUCUCGGGAAGCUUCAAGAUCAAACAUCUCGGGAAAGGACAUUAUAGCUUCUACAGCAUGGUUGUCCGUGGAUUCCAGCUUCCCAGUUCCCAGAUAAGACUAGUGCCCAAUAAGGGCCUUGAUGUCUCCAUCAUAAAUGCCAACAUGAAGAUCAGUGGAAAAUGGAAGGCCCGAAAGAAAUUCAUCAAAGCCAAGGGCAACUUUGACCUGAGUGUGACGGGCAUCUCCAUUUCGGCUGGUCUGGAGCUGGGCUUUGACCCCGCCUCAGGCCUCCCCACCGCCACCUGUUCCAGCUGCAGCAACCAUAUCAACAGUGUCCGCGUGCACAUCUCAGGCGGCAAGAUGGGGUGGCUGAUACAACUCUUCCACAAAAAAAUAGAGUCUUCGAUCCGAAAUACCAUGACCAGCAAGAUCUGCCAGAUAGUGACCAGUUCCGUGUCCUCCAAGCUGCAGUCUUAUUUAAAGACACUGCGAGUGACAACCAAAAUAGAUAAGGUAGCUGGGAUCAAUUACUCACUGGUGGCACCUCCGACAGCCACGGCUGACAACCUGGAUGGGCAGCUGAAGGGGGAGUUUUUCAGUGUGGCACAUCCUGGCCCGUUUCCCUUCACCUCGCCAGCGCUGGCCUUUCCCAACGACCAUGACCGUAUGGUGUACCUGGGCAUCUCCGACUACUUCUUCAACACAGCGGGGUUCGUGUACCAACAGGCAGGGGUCCUACACCUGACCAUCACGGACGACAUGAUACCAAAGAAAUCCAAAUUCCGACUGACAACCACAUUUCUUGGAACCCUCAUACCCGAGGUGGCCAAGAUGUUCCCCAACAUGAUGGUGCAGCUCAACAUCUCGGCUUCGUCCCCACCGCACCUCACCGUGCUCCCCACUGGCCUCAUCUUCACCCCUGCCCUGGAGAUCCAGGCCUUUGCUGUGCUCCCGAACUCCUCCUUGGCUUCCCUCUUCGUGCUUCACCUGAACACGAAUGCUUCGAUGGAGGUCAGCGCCACGGCUGACAGGCUUGUUGGAAAGCUCAGUGUGGACAGGCUGCUCCUAGAACUGAAGCACUCGGACAUCGGCCCCUUCUCGGUUGUGGUGCUGCAGGCUAUCAUGAAUUAUGUUCUGUCCACGACUGUGAUUCCCAGGAUUAACGAGUGGCUGAUGAAAGGCUUCCCUCUCCCGCUGCCCGCCAACGUCCAGCUCUUCAACCUGGUGCUUCAGUCCCACCAGAAUUUCCUGCUGUUUGGUGCAGAUGUUCACUACAGCUGAAGUCGUCAUGGGUGCCGGGGGAGGGCCAUCAGCCCUGCCAGGAGGGGGCGGGGUUGUUGGCAUCCACUCCUGACGUGCCCAUAGGGGCACAGGCUGCCUUUCCCCAGCCCUUUUACCAGAGAUUCUUGCAAAUUUCUCUGAACUCAGAUUCGGAAAUGAUCUAAAUACAGAAACUUAGUUCCUUGAGAAAGUGUGCGGUGUGUAUACUUCAGGGAUUAUGCCUUUUCCUGCAAGGGCUAAGUCAGCACAGAGAUUUCCUCCAAGAAUUGCUUUCCAUUUGUUACCACACUAUUUCUCAUCGCGCUUCAUACCCCACCCUCCGCAAAAAAACACUUCUUUUUCUGUGCAA